GGCUCAGUUCUGGGGGUUUGACUGACGCCAGUUUCUCCACGUUACCGACACGAUUUCACCCCCGAGGAGACGGGGCGCCACGAGUCCUACUGGGGUAUCUGCAUAUCGGCCAAGCGGGGGGGCUCCGUUCGUACUUGUUCAACUGUACAAAUGAUCAACUGUACACAGAAUUUUCAAACGGUGAGAGCACCGUUUGAAAAUUCUAAAAUUCUAAAAAGCUAGGCUAUUGUCGCGUAGACCGCUACUUACCAUAUAGGGUCCCUAUGACCACCAUAUUAUUACUAGAUCUAGCGUCUGGCGUUCAAAUAUUGUAUUCAAUAAUUUAAACUCUCGAGAAAAGGUUCAGGCCGUUUGUAAUAUUUUUAAACACUUUUGAAGAUGAAAAAACAAAGCCUUUUGAAAUUGUCAGUUUCAGAAACUUGUGAGCGGAUACAAGUAAUAAAUCUUGUAAUUUAUUAACUGAGCUCAAGGCCACGAUUGGUCCCCUACUCCUUAUUGAGAAACAGGGCCCUUCGUCCUGAUACUUAGGAUAAAUAUUGGAGGAAUAUUGUAAGAGCAGAUCGAUUUUAGACGUGGAAACGUGCAGUCUAAGUCUACAACCUAAUAAUAAACGUUUCAUUAUUAUAAUCCCAUACAUUGGUGUUUGUAUUCAUUUAAUCAAUUCAAAAAUCCCGCACUUGUGGAGCAGAGUGGUUUUGCACUCCACGGGCAUCGGACCUGCCACCUGGAAACCAGCAAACCAGACGGGAACGCAACAUAUUUUGGUGACAGCGGUGGGAUAUUAAUAAAACAAAUAAAACAAUAUAAAAUUCAAAAGUGAUAGUGCCGGCUCACAAGUGUGUGGUUCGAAAUAAAAACUGAAAAAAAUUACAAUAUUAGACAACUGCAAUAGUUAAAGUGAUGUUAGUGAUCUGAACUGGUGAUUAAUUGAGCGGGAGUUGAAAAAUAAACCUUUUUGAAAGUCGUUGGCGAAUUUCCACUCAUUUAAUAUGUUUAAAAUUAAAAUUCGGGUACACUGAAGGACGUCGCCUUGGCUACCGCCUCUUUUAGUGGACUUAACUCAACGUCAUCCACAAUUAUCAAGAUAAUCAUUAUCACGCAUCUCUCUAUCUUGGGUUUUUUGAGUACGGUUUUCCCCAAGAACGUCGGGCAAAUGCCAGAGAGGGUGGUUUCAAUGACCGUACAUUGUCAUUGCCAUUGAAAUCACACGCAUCAAAGAGGCUAAAAUCAUAAUCCACGAAAAUCAAUUGACAACUAUCGAUAAUUACCAUCAUCAAAGCCAUCAUCAAAAGAAUUAAUUCUACCGAACGAGGGGAGACUGCAGCAGCCGACGGGUGCCCGGGCGGUGAACGCCGGCACAAUUGCAAUCAUCAACACGGGGACGACAUCAUCAACAUCUCCAGGCGGUGAACACCGACGGCCAAUGGAUCGGAGCAACUUGUGAUUUCAUCAAAAUAAAGACACUAAGUGAAUUAAUAAAAGAAAAAUAUAGAAGUCAUCAGGACGUAAGUCUUUUCAAUUUUUAUAUAUAAAAUGUCGCACAGGGAUCUAGAUGUACAGCUGAGUGCUAGUGGUCAAUUCCAGGUAGAAAUCUAUGAUUUUGUUCCUCCUCAGUCAAGUUUUGCGCCUCCUCAACUUCGACAAAUUCAGCCCACAAACGGUCAGACCGAUGAAAUAACACGAUAUAACCCUCUAAUGACCUUCCAAAAUGCGACACAUUCUUCAUCUCAGAGUGAUUCACCGCGUAUCUCUCAUUCCCCCAGCGAUAAUUUAUUCAUUAAUGCUGUUGAAAUGGAGUCACCGUCUCACACUCAGUCAUAUUUGCCUUUGAAAUUAGCCAGUGAUAUGAUUCCUCGUUUCGAUGGAAAAGCCGCGGAGCUAACCAAUUUUUUGCAACAAUGUAAAAUCGCGAAUUCACGCGUGAAACCAACCGAUUGUAUUAAUUUAUUAGCUCUAAUUUGCAGCAAGAUCGAAGGGCACGCUAAACGACUUAUUGCAAAUCAAGACGAACCUCGGACUCUUGUUGAACUGAUCGGAUUAUUGAAGAGGGCAUUCAUUCGGGUUUUUGACAUCGACCUAGUUAAUGACGAAUUACGCAGUUUAGCUCAAAAUGAAAAAGAAAGCAUCGAAAUUUUUGGAGCUCGAGUUUUGGAAGUUCUCGUUCGCGGUCGUGAGGCAGCCAACGAAAAAUAUGAUAAUGUUCAGAUCGUUGGGAUAAUUACACUCCUCAACAACUCUGCAAUGACAUGCUUCACUCGAGGAUUACGCGAUCCAUUGAUGAGUACUCUUUUGGCAAAAGAAAAACCAUCUUCCUUGCAAAAUGCAAUCGAUAUUGCGACUAGAAUCGAGGUAGAGAACGCCGAACGUACCCGUCAUUUGCAAAUGUCCUCUUCGAAGCCAAUUACUGCUCACGCAAGGGUCCAUAGUGCAAAUUACUCGCAUCAGAAUGAUGGUCAACGCCAACCCCGACGCGACGGUUAUCGUAACUCAGGGCGAGAUUACGCACGUAGACGCGAUUACAGAUGCGACGGGCACGAACGUGAACGUGAACGUGAAAAACGUUAUCAAUUCGACAGACGACCCAACAAUCGCACUAACAAUUAUUCGGGAAAUCGUAGAGAUUAUUCUAAUAAUCACUCUCAGUAUCAGAAGAAAGAGGAAAAUCGGGGAUGUCGCGGUAAUAAUGACCAGCAUUUAAACUCAAAGGGGGCUCCGCCGGCCAUCAACGCGCGGAGCGAAGUAUUAAUUGCGCGCGCAGAGCCCACAGGGUCUGUUACAACAGCGAGAGUGACGGGGCUGGAAAACUCCCAAUAA
Messenger RNA from Diachasmimorpha longicaudata, 2814 nucleotides. RefSeq lists its product as uncharacterized. The record is from RefSeq and is a predicted model, not a curated record. The transcript is spliced from 2 exons. The coding region runs from base 1534 to 2814 and encodes 426 amino acids. NCBI's taxonomy places the organism in Eukaryota, Metazoa, Arthropoda, Insecta, Hymenoptera, Braconidae.